Syngnathoides biaculeatus (alligator pipefish) is the source of this 2625-nucleotide messenger RNA. Its product is annotated as metal transporter CNNM1. Gene Ontology annotation, cellular component: plasma membrane. Lineage: Eukaryota; Metazoa; Chordata; Actinopteri; Syngnathiformes; Syngnathidae. The record is from RefSeq and is a predicted model, not a curated record. The coding region runs from base 1 to 2625 and encodes 874 amino acids. Gene Ontology annotation, molecular function: transmembrane transporter activity. The transcript has 10 exons. Gene Ontology annotation, biological process: magnesium ion homeostasis; transport.
AUGAUGGCUGCGGAUGCUGCUCCCCGCCGCAUCCUGCAUCCCGUCGUCGCCCUCUUCCUCCUCCUCCUAUCGGGGGUUGCAGCUCCCGUCGCGGCUCUGCUCGGCGUCAGGCCCGAGGACACCCAAAGCGGCGAGCUGUCCGUGCAGGACGGCGUCCUGAGAGCCACAGAGGGGACUCGCUUCGUGUUGCGGGUUUACUACGCGGAGCAUCCCCGCGUGAACCGCAGCGGGGCGGCCGACGUGGCUGCCGCUGCACCGUGGAUCGCCUUCAUCGAGGAAACGGAGCGGGAUGCUGCUCGCCCCAGAGGGAACCCGUGCGAGGAGGAGAGCGCCCGCAGUUCUGACAUCGAGCUGCUGGGCUCGUUCAAAUCCGCCUCCAGCCACAACUCGGUUCUCGUGGAGCUCCUCGCCAAGCACCUGCGCAGAGGCGAGACGGUCAAGUACUACUCCAUGUGCGCCUUCGACGGCGUCAAAUGGGAACACUUCGCCACCAGAGACUUUUGGCUGGCGGUGGUGGAGAGACCCGCCGAGGCGGAUGCGUGGCUGCAAGCCGGCGUGUCGGUGCUGUUGCUGGGACUCUCCGCGCUGUGCAGCGGGCUCAACAUCAGCAUGUUGGCGCUGGACCCAGUGGAGCUGCGGGUGCUGCAGAACAGCGGCACAGAGAAGGAGCAGAAAUACGCACGCAAGAUUGAGUCCGUGCGUAAACACGGCAACUACAUCCUGUGCACCGUGGUGCUGGGUAACGUCCUCACCAACACUUGCUUCGUGGUCUGGAUGUGUCAGAUUUUAGGAAUGACCGCCCUUUCCACCGCAUCCUGCACUUUGGGAAUUUUCUUCAUAGGGGAGAUCCUGCCUCAUUCGGUGGCGUCCCGGCACAGCCUCGCCAUCGCGUCCAAGACUCUGUGCGCCACUCGGCUCCUCAUGCUCCUCUUCCUGCCCAUUGCCUACCCGGUCUCCAAGAUCCUGGACUUCCUUCUCCACCAGGAGAUCUCCAGCUUCUACACUCGGGAGAAGCUGGUGGCCAUGCUGCGGGUCACCGACCCGUACCACGACCUGGUCAAGGAGGAGCUCAACAUCAUCCAAGGGGCUCUGGAGCUGAGGACCAAGACGGUGGAGGACGUGCUGACCCCUCUGUCCGACUGCUACAUGCUGUCCUCGGACGCCGCGCUGGACUUCGGCACCGUGUCCGACGUGAUGCAGAGCGGCUUCACGAGGAUCCCGGUGUACGAGAAUGAGCGCUCCAACAUCGUGGACAUCCUGUUCGUGAAAGACCUGGCCUUCGUGGACCCGGACGACUGCACUCCGCUCAAGACCAUCACCGAAUUCUACAAGCGGCCCAUGCACUGCGUGUUCAACGACACCAAGCUGGACGUGAUGCUGGAGGAAUUCAAAAGAGGAAAAUCCCACCUGGCUGUGGUGCAGCGGGUCAACAACGAGGGCGAGGGUGACCCCUUCUACGAGGUGAUGGGCAUCGUCACCCUGGAGGACGUCAUUGAAGAAAUCAUCAAGUCUGAGAUUGUGGAUGAGACAGAUCUUUAUACGGAUAAUCGGAGCAAAAGGCGGGUAUCGCACAAUGAAAGAAAACAGCAGGACUUUUCCAUCUUCAAAGUGAGAGAAAAUGAGCUGAAUGUAAAGAUCUCACCACAAUUGUUGCUGGCGACGCAUCGCUUCUUGGCCACAGAGGUGGAGCCGUUCAGGCCGUGUCACCUGUCAGAGAAGAUCCUGCUCCGUCUCAUCAAACAUCCCAACGUGGUGCAAGAGCUCAAGUUCAACCCCAAGAACAAACACGCUGCUCAACAUUACCUCUUCCAGAGGAACAAACCCGUCGAUUACUUUGUCCUCAUCCUGCAGGGACGGGUGGAAGUAGAAAUCGGAAAGGAGGCCCUCCGCUUUGAAAACGGCGCAUUUUCCUACUACGGGAUGCCGGCUCUCAUCCCACCCCUGCCGAUCGGUCAGCGGUACAACUCUCGAAGCAGCGGGCUGAACCAAUCAGACUCGCUCCUGAGUGGCUCCAGUAUUGGUCAGCUCUCUGCGGGAGGGCUCUACUUACCGGACUACUCGGUCCGACAGCUUACAGAUCUGCAGAUCAUCAAGAUCAUCAGGACGCACUACCAGAACGCCCUGUCGGCCACGCGGAUGGACAGCUCCCCCCAGACACCGGACCCGGUGGAGGCGGACGCUAAAGGGAGGCCGCCAGUUGCAGAGGCCCGCUCCCACAGCAUCGCCCUCCCCCUCACCAGCGCCCACACCCGCCUGGGACUGGCACGCCUCGCCCAGCUGCACCCCCACGUGGGCCUGCGCAACACCUCCUGGCUCAAUGAGAGAAAUCGUAUCGUUCGUAGCAAAUCUGAUGGCCAGCGAAGUCCAAACGACACCGUGUUCCUCCGUAUGGAUGAGAUUCCCUACAUCCAAGAGGAUCGACCAGAGAAUUAUGGAGAAAACGACGUGCCUACAGACUCUCAGCCAUCCACCUCUCCUUACAUCAGUUCUCGCUCCCUGUCUAGCUCGGAGGAGAAUCUCGGGAAGAAGCUCCUACGCAAAUUGAGUAACAAGCGGAGGAAAAAGUCUCGGGAUGGGGAGAGGAGCUUAGAGGAAGAUCUGGAGCAGCCUCCGGUGACAAGCUAG